GUGUACGUAUCGAUUACAGAGCCACAACAAGGGAUAGUAUAAUAGUCGGAGGCUCUGUACAUGCAAAUAUUCAAAUGAUCCAGCUGAUAUAUCCGCUCGGCUGUGCCUCCAGGUCCAGGCUCCAGGUCUUAUAUAUACUGCACCUUCUCACCUGACAGCUCCGUCCAACCCAUGCAUCUCAACUUUGACAGCAACCACUUCCACUUACCUCUCCCUCUCCUUCCUCCUGUAGUAAGUACCAGUUAUACUAAGCAGUUAUGAACAUGACAAGUCCCAGGCUAAAGCUCUUCGGCUUCCACGUCUCCGAGGAGGAGCAUGAGCCGGGGCCGGAGACGGAGACGGAGACGGAGGCCGAGCUGGAGGAGACGCCGGCGCGCGGUAACGGUGGUGGUGGUGGAGGCGGCGGGUCGGACUCUUCUUCUUCGUCUACCACCACGACGACGGCCACCGCGGCCGCCGACGGGCGGAGGUACGAGUGCCAGUACUGCUGCCGCGAGUUCGCCAACUCGCAGGCGCUGGGCGGUCACCAGAACGCGCACAAGAAGGAGCGGCAGCAGCUCAAGCGCGCACAGCUGCAGGCAGCGGCCGCGGCCGCCGGCCGGGUCGCGGGCGGGUCCGCCGCGCUCUACCCGCGCGCCAACCCGAUGAUGUCCGCCUUCGCGCCGCCGCCGCACCUCCUCGGCGGCGGCGGCGACGCGGGGCCCACGAGCUGGGUCUACUUCUCCCCGCGCGCCGCCGCCGUGGCCGGUGGGCCGCAGGGGCAGCAGUUCCACGUCUCCCACGGCUGCGUCUUCCCGUCCCGCGCCGGCGCCCCGGCCGCCGUGACCGCCUCGCCGGCCGUGUUUUCGUACACUCCGGCGCCCUCCGCCGCUGCCUCGGCGCCUUACGUGACCGACGACCACAGUGGCCGGAGGGUCCACGCGAGCCCAGCGGCCACCCUGGCGAGAUACCCCGGCAUGGCAGGCCCCGGGAAGGUGGUGGCUGAGCCGGUCGUCCCCGGGCCGGAGGACGCGCUGGGGCUGGAUCUCCAGCUGAGCCUUGCACCCGCCGGCUUGUGAGGACUUGGCUCGCCUACGCCGUCGUCGUCCACACGCACGAUCGCGCGCCCGAGCUAUCUACUGUUGCUUUGGUAAAAAAGAAUUAAUCACCUACUAGUACUACUACUCAAGUCUGUACUAAGAUCGAUACCUGGCUAGGUAAUUAGCGCUAGUAAUUAAGUACUUAUUUUUAGUUGCUGGGAUUUGGAGAGCUAGCUGCAUGUAAGCCAAACCUGUAACGUUCGGGUUCUUGAUAUGCAUGAUCUGCGAUGGUCACGCACGCCUUGUAAAUUUUUGUCCGAUC
Molecule: messenger RNA, 1341 nt
Organism: Phragmites australis (common reed)
Lineage: Eukaryota; Viridiplantae; Streptophyta; Magnoliopsida; Poales; Poaceae
Product: zinc finger protein GIS3-like
Exons: 1
Coding region: 258-1058 (266 amino acids)
Biological process (GO): trichome differentiation; trichome morphogenesis; cytokinin-activated signaling pathway
Cellular component (GO): nucleus
Molecular function (GO): DNA-binding transcription factor activity; transcription cis-regulatory region binding
Source: RefSeq, a predicted model, not a curated record